Molecule: messenger RNA, 1653 nt
Organism: Phialemonium atrogriseum
Lineage: Eukaryota; Fungi; Ascomycota; Sordariomycetes; Cephalothecales; Cephalothecaceae
Product: major facilitator superfamily domain-containing protein
Exons: 6
Coding region: 1-1653 (550 amino acids)
Biological process (GO): transmembrane transport
Cellular component (GO): plasma membrane
Molecular function (GO): transmembrane transporter activity
Source: RefSeq, a predicted model, not a curated record
AUGGCCAAAGAAUCUGGUGUGGUUCCGGCGCCAGCGGAGGACUCUCUCGAAUACGGCCCAGAUAUACCAGUGCAACCAAAGGAGGGGGCCACCCCGCCUCGAGAGGUCCACGGCAUCACGUGGUUCUGCAUCGUCGUCUCCAUGCUCGGCUCCACCUUUCUCUACGCCCUCGACAAUACUGUGGUAGCUGAUGUUCAAGCCGAUAUCCUGCGCACGCUGGGCGGCGUGGAGAAGCUGCCCUGGCUCGGUACGGCCUUCGUGUGGGCGACCAUGUCGACGAUCCCGAUCUGGUCCCGGCUGUACGCCGCUCUCAACGCCAAGUGGCUGUACCUGACCGCGUGCGUCGUCUUCGAGGCCGGCUCCGCCGUCUGCGGCGCCGCACCAACCAUGAACGCCAUGAUCGUCGGCAGGGCCGUCACUGGCCUCGGCGCGUCGGGGAUGUACCUGGGCUGUCUGACGUAUAUCGCGGUGAAAACGUCGGAUGCCGAACGGCCAAGAUAUAUGGGCUAUACUGGCCUCAGCUGGGGAAGUGGGUUCAUCCUCGGCCCAAUCAUCGGAGGUGCCUUUGCUCAGAGCAGGCUGACAUGGCGCUGGGCAUUCUACAUCAACCUGCUGCUGUUUGUCGUAUUCGGUCCCGUCUUCCUGUUCCUACUUCCCCACCAUCGCCCGCAGAAGGAUAUGACUGUCGCAAAAGCGCUCAAACAAGCAGAUUGGCUCGGUUCCGUCCUAGAACUCGGAGGCACGUUGACCGGAAUCAUGGCCAUCUCGUUCGGUGGCGUGGUGUAUCCGUGGGGCAGUGGUCGUACAAUCGGACUCUUUGUUACGGCGGGUGUUGCAUCCGCCCUCUUCCUAGCCCAACAACAUUUCGCAUUCCUCACCACGAAAGCCCACAGGAUCUUCCCAAUGGAGCUGUUUAAGUCCAAGUCCAUGGUCUUGAUCUGGUUUCUCAUUGUCUUCCCAGGCUGUGCUCUGGUGGUCCCAAUUUUCUACCAGCCACUCUUCUUUCGAUUCGUCCACGGAGACUCCCCCAUCGACGCAGCGAUACGUCUCCUUCCCGUCGUCAUGCUGUUUGUCUUCUUUGCUAUAGCUGGAGGAGCCAUCGUAUCGAAGACGGGGUGGUUCUAUCCCUGGUACCUUAUCGGGAGCCUUCUCAUCAUCCUUGGUUCAGCAUUGAUGUACGCAGAUAUCGGCCUCGACAGCCCCGCCGGAAAAUCCUACGGGUACACGGCUGUCAUGGGAAUCGGAGCGGGAGCUAUUGGACAGCUAUCCUACUCGAUAGCGCAGUUCAAGGUCGAUCCCAGCCUGGUCCCGGAAGCCGUGGGCCUCAUCUGCAUGGGCCAGUAUCUAGGUAUCACGGUUGGCCUCACAGUCUCGGGCGCGAUAUUUCAGAAUCUGGCGUUCAAUCGGGUCUCGGCGGUCCUGCCAGCAGGAACGAGCGCGGAUGAUGUCAAGGCUGCCAUUCAAGGCCUCGAGGACACGCUGGCAUCGGUGGACGCAAUAACGCGAAGAGAAAUUCUAUUAGCGAUUGUCAGCGCAGUCAACAGCACGUACACGCUGGCGAUUGCUGCCGGAGUUGUCGCUCUCGUGUCAACCAUCCUCCUCGGGAAUGAGCGCUUUUCCAUGAGCAAGGCAACGGCAAUUGCAGCUAAUUAA